AUGACCUGCAAGAUUUUUGAUCCGUUGGGUUUAUUAUCUGCAAGCAUUAUAAAGUCAAAAAUCUUUCUUCAACAAUUGUGGAGUAAUAAAAUCGAUUGGGAUCAGCCUCUUCCUAGUGACGAAGCUAGUAAAUGGACUUCUUUUAUUCAAAAUUUGGCUCAAUUGUCAUCAAUAGUAAUACCUAGGCAUGUGUUAAAAUAUACUGAUUGUGACAUUGAUCUGCAUUGCUUUGUGGACGCAUCUCAGCACACAUAUGGGGCCACUGUGUACUUACGAACCGUAGAUAGAGAAGGGCACGUUAAUGUACAGCUGUUAUGCGCUAAAGCACGAGUGGCGCCAUUAAAAACGUUGACGAUACCACGCCUUGAGCUAUGUGGUGCGUUGCUAGGAGCACGAUUGUGUGCCAAGGUUAUAGAAUCACUUACUUGUAAUAUUAGCAAAAAAAAAAUAUGGACCGAUUCUACUAUUGUGCUAGGUUGGUUAAACACUCAAUCCCGAAAUUUAAAAACCUUUGUUUUAAACAGGGUAAUCGAAAUAAACGAUCUUACUAAGGAAUUCGCUUGGAUGCAUGUACCAACAGAUCAGAAUCCUGCUAAUUUAGUGUCCAGAGGGAUUGAACCGCAGCAGCUUCAGGAUUCUACUUUGUGGUGGCGAGGUCCUUCCUUCUUAGCGAAGGAAGAAUCUGAGUGGCCUAUUCAAGGGUCCUUUGCAACUAAUAAUUUACCAGAGUUAAAAGUAUUUACAUGUACGAAAGUGGACACUAAAAUUAAUAACUGUUCACUUGUAAAAUUCGAAAAAUAUUCUCGAUAUGAUAAAUUAAAGAGGAUCGUAGCUUAUGUCUUAAGAUUUAUAAAUAAAUGUCGUAAAAAUGCUGUAAGUAAUGAUGUAAUUGAACCUGAGGAACUGGAGAACUCGUUAAUGUUGUUAGUUAAGCAAGCUCAGUUAGAAUCGUUUGCUAAUGAACUUUAUACUAUUGCUAAAGAUAAAAGUUUGCCUCUUAAGUCUAAAUUACUGCCUUUAGAUCCAUUUAUAGAUACGUUAGGAAUUCUCCGAGUAGGUGGCAGAUUGCAAAAUUCAAAAUUUGAUUUUAAUAAAAAGCAUCCUAUUUUAUUAGACGGCAAACAUCAUUUUUCUAAAAUACUCAUGAGGCAUGAACACAUUCGUUUACUUCAUGCUGGUCCACAGUUAUUACUAGCUGCGGUACGCGAAGAGUUUUGGCUUAUCGGGGGCAGAAACUUAGCUCGCAGCGUAACGAGAAAGUGCAUUGUUUGUGCGCGUAUGCGUGGUCAAGUGAUAAAACCUAUAAUGGGUACUUUACCGUCUGUAAGAGUAUCCUCAAGCUUCGCUUUUGAUACUUGCGGAAUUGAUUUCGCUGGGCCUUUUUUAAUUGCUAGCAAAAAGGGUCGUGGCAGUAAUAUAACCAAAUGUUUCCUUGCACUGUUUGUUUGUCUUCAAACAAAGGCUCUGCACUUAGAGACGGUGAGCUCAAUGUCUAGCGAUGCUUUUCUUCUUUGCCUACGCAGGUUUGUGUCUCGACGGAGCAGACCUCAAGUAAUUUACUGCGAUAAUGGUACUAAUUUUGUGGGUGCAAAGAAUGAAUUAGGUAGGGUUCUUAAAGCCAGCCGUCAGUCCGUGUCCGAUUACGCAAGCGCUGAAAAGAUUAAGUUUGUAUUCAGUCCCGCGUACGCGCCUCAUUUCGGAGGAAUCUGGGAGGCUGGUAUUAAGUCAGCAAAGAGCCAUUUAAAACGUGUAGCAAGCAAUGCUUCUCUGACGUUUGAGGAACUAGCGACGCUUUUUACCCAAAUAGAAGCAAUCCUUAAUUCCCGCCCGCUAUCUCCUCUUUCGUCAGACCCCACUGAUCUAUAUCCAUUGACUCCAGGACACUUUUUGAUUGGGCGACCUCUGAUGUCGGUACCGUCACUGCCUGUCACCACUAAAAGGCCUAACAGAUAUGAGUUUAUUGAGCAGCUGAGACAACACUUUUGGGAGCGUUGGCGCAGGGAGUUCAUCGCUGAGCUGCAGCAACGAACGAAAUGGCGAACUCGGCAGCGUGACCUUCAAAUCGGCGACAUGGUUGUCCUGAAAGAAGACCAAUUACCUCCACUACGAUGGCGCCUUGGGCGCAUUACUCGAUUGUACCCUGGUCCAGAUGGCAUAAACAGAGUAGCAGAUAUCUUCACAGCAAAAGGAACUAUGAGGAGAGCAUUCAAUAAAAUAUGCCUUCUUCCAACAUCUCCGGAUGCCUAA
This is a messenger RNA of Melitaea cinxia (Glanville fritillary), 2247 nucleotides long. RefSeq lists its product as uncharacterized. The record is from RefSeq and is a predicted model, not a curated record. The coding region runs from base 1 to 2247 and encodes 748 amino acids. Gene Ontology annotation, molecular function: nucleic acid binding. The transcript has a single exon. NCBI's taxonomy places the organism in Eukaryota, Metazoa, Arthropoda, Insecta, Lepidoptera, Nymphalidae. Gene Ontology annotation, biological process: DNA integration.